UCCAAGGCAGACGCGGAAGUGCUGGGAGGCACUGGGAGCCGGUUCGGUUGCAGGGUUUUUGGCUCAGCCGUCCGCCUUGGGGACGUCUGGAAAGGUCGAUUCCCCGAGACCUGGUUCCGCCAGCCCAGACCAGGCGAAGCCAGCUCUCCCGGCCGCCCUUCGGCCCAGAAGCCGAUGCCGGCCGCGCCCUGGAGCCCCCUUAGCGGGGCCGGACCAUGAGCCUGCUGGGCGGCCUUGCCUCCUCGCCGCGGGCCGCGCUGCCGUCCAGCAAAGCCAGGAUGAAAAAACUCCCGAAGAAGAGCCAGAACGAGAAGUACCGGCUCAAGUACCUGCGGCUGCGCAAAGCGGCCAAAGCCACGGUGUUUGAAAAUGCUGCUAUUUGUGAUGAAAUUGCUCGUCUUGAGGAAAAAUUUCUUAAAGCAAAAGAAGAAAGACGGUACUUGCUAAAGAAGCUCCUCCAGCUUCAGGCUCUAACUGAAGGGGAAGUGCAGGCUGCAGCUCCUUCCCACAGCUCCAGUUUGCCCCUGACUUAUGGUGUGUCCAACUCUGUGGGAACUAUACAGGGAGCAGGGCCCAUUUCUGGGCCUAGCACUGGGGCUGAGGAACCAUUUGGGAAGAAAUCAAAGAAGGAGAAAAAAGAAAAAGGCAAAGAGAACAACAAGCUGGAAGUUCUGAAGAAAACAUCCAAGAAAAAGAAAAUGGAGGGAGGUGCUCGCAAGCUGGUUCAGCCCAUUGCCCUGGAUCCCUCAGGACGGCCUGUGUUCCCCAUCGGACUGGGGGGUCUAACAGUAUAUAGCCUGGGGGAGAUCAUCACCGACCGACCUGGCUUCCAUGAUGAGAGUGCCAUCUACCCUGUGGGCUACUGCAGUACUCGAAUCUAUGCUAGCAUGAAGUGCCCAGACCAGAAGUGUCUAUAUACCUGUCAGAUCAAGGAUGGUGGUCUGCAACCUCAGUUUGAAAUUGUUCCUGAAGAUGACCCCCAGAAUGCCAUUAUCAGCUCUUCUGCAGAUGCCUGUCAUGCAGAACUGCUCAAGACCAUAAGUGCUACUAUGGGGAAACUCAGGCCCAACCUGCUUCCAUCUGGAGCUGACUUUUUUGGGUUUUCUCAUCCAACCAUCCACAACCUGAUCCAGAGUUGUCCAGGAGCUCGAAAAUGCGUCAAUUACCAGUGGGUGAAAUUUGAUGUGUGCAAACCUGGAGAUGGGCAGCUACCCCAAGGACUGCCAGAGAAUGAUGCAACUAUAAGCUUUGAAGCCUUUCAAAGACACACCUUUGAUGAAGAUCAUAAUGAUCCCAUUCUACAAGGAUCCUUGGACCUCCCGGAGCUUCAGCCUACAGCCUUUGUGUCUUCUUACCAACCCAUGUUCCUGACACACGAACCUUUGGUAGAUACUCACCUACAGCACUUGAAGUCUCCGUCACCGUGUAGCCCAACUCAGUCUUCAGACUGAACAAGAAGGGAUCAGAUCCACAUCAUUUUCAUCGUGAUGAAUUUUUUAACUUAAAUUAAAACUUAGAAUAUAUGGAAGAAGGCAGCAAUUCAGGAGUGAAGAAGAUAUUAACACCUUUUGUCUUGGAGGUUCCUGUGGUGACAGUUUUCCCUGAGAAAAACUUCAGCUGCUUUAUUUUUAGUAAUAAAUUUCUCUUGACAAUCCUGCUUAUUUUCA
Equus quagga is the source of this 1667-nucleotide messenger RNA. It is a transcript of the gene FYRD1, whose product is annotated as transforming growth factor beta regulator 1. Gene Ontology annotation, cellular component: nucleus. The transcript is spliced from 9 exons. The record is from RefSeq and is a predicted model, not a curated record. The coding region runs from base 216 to 1451 and encodes 411 amino acids. Gene Ontology annotation, biological process: regulation of cell cycle. NCBI's taxonomy places the organism in Eukaryota, Metazoa, Chordata, Mammalia, Perissodactyla, Equidae.